GGGAUGUAGUGUUGGUGUUUUUCCUGGAGAGAUCCGCCCCUUCAUCUGUUCUCACUGCAGCCUGUUCCUAAUUUCAGGCUCCCACGUCAGUCCCACCUUUCUCCCCCAUCCCUGGCUGUCCCUUAGUCCUGACUCCUGGUACAGGGAACUGUCACCCUGAUCCCCCCAUCCCCUGACACCCCUUACCUGCUCCUGCUGGUGUACAAUGGGAAGCUCGGAGGAGAGGAACUGCUGAUCAUUUGAAUGAGAUUCUAGCUGACAGGCUGUCUGUGAGCAGAGAGGAGUGCGAUCUACACACAGCUCAGCCUGUACUGAUCACACCUCCGAUCCUCAUCACUGCACACAUCACAUAGCUGGCUACAUCCACAUAGGAGGACAUGGAGGAAAACAUGGAAGAAGGACAGACACAGAAAGGUUGCUUCGAAUGCUGCAUAAAAUGCCUUGGGGGUAUUCCGUAUGCAUCAUUGAUCGCUACUAUCCUGCUGUAUGCCGGGGUUGCACUGUUCUGUGGCUGUGGUCACGAGGCUCUCUCAGGCACUGUCAACAUUCUGCAGACCUAUUUUGAAAUGGCAAGAACUGCUGGGGACACACUUGACGUCUUUACCAUGAUUGAUAUCUUUAAAUAUGUCAUCUAUGGCAUAGCAGCUGCAUUCUUUGUCUAUGGCAUUUUACUGAUGGUGGAAGGAUUCUUCACAACCGGAGCCAUUAAGGAUCUUUAUGGAGAUUUCAAAAUCACAACCUGUGGCCGAUGUGUGAGCGCAUGGUUUAUUAUGCUGACGUACCUCUUCAUGCUCGCCUGGCUUGGAGUCACAGCUUUCACCUCACUACCGGUUUACAUGUACUUCAAUCUUUGGACAGUUUGUCGAAAUGCCACAGUAGUUGGUGACGCAAAUUUUUGCUUGGACCUUCGUCAGUUUGGCAUUGUACCAAUCGGUGAGGAAAAGAAACUGUGUACCCCAUCUGAAACAUUCCUGAGGAUGUGUGAAUCUACUGAUCUGAACAUGACAUUCCAUCUCUUUAUUGUUGCCUUGGCUGGUGCUGGAGCUGCAGUUAUUGCUAUGGUCCAUUACCUAAUGGUGCUAUCCGCCAACUGGGCCUAUGUGAAGGACGCCUGCCGAAUGCAAAAAUAUGAAGAUAUCAAAUCCAAGGAAGAACAGGAACUUCACGACAUUCACUCCACCCGUUCUAAAGAGCGACUUAAUGCUUACACAUAAAACUUAACUCCUACAUUUGUAACAUUUCAGUUCUUUGUUGUUUCAACUAACAGCCUCCCUUCCAUUAUAGAAUGAAAAUGAAGUGCUUUUCCUAAAAGAUAGGCCGAGUGUCACCUAUCUCCAUAACCUUGAUUGACCAGCACUUUGCAUCUUCACAGUGGUCUGUGUGACAAUGUCAUAAUAUGGAACACCCUAAUAGUCUUUCCCAAAUUGUCAUAAAGGUGACAGGUUUUUAGAUGACAAAAAUCAACUGUUCAAUAAAGACGUCCGUUUCCUUUUUUAACCACUUUAUAUGUGUUUUGCAUAAAACAUUUUGCAUUGUUUCCUAUGUUUUUAAAGAGAAAGCUUUUUAUACUUUUUAGUUUUGAGUUUCAAAAACUACUUUUACCUACAGGUAAACCUCAAAGGGACCGUUGUACAGAAAGCAUGUACAAUAAACUGCUUACAGUUCUGAGUUAUAAAUCAUGCAUGGGCUUCUUUAGUAAUGUAGUCUGUUGGCCCUAUGAGUAGCCAUAUAGGUAUCACUUUUGUUUAGCAGACUCAAGGUGCUUCUUUAUUGGUGUUAUGUCGUAUUAAUGUUCACUAUUACAACAUCAGUUUACAACUUCUGGCAAAUACAGUGACAACUGUUUAAAAUUGUGAGCAUGCAUAACGUGAUACUAGUGCAUGGGCACGCCCCAUAUUAUAUAUGCCUCUAAAACAUUUAUCCCAAACCCAUAAGUGAUUUUUAAUCAAAACAAAAACUGAAAAAAAUAAUCAGUAUACAGUCAUUAGCUUUGUUUCUAGUUUUUUUUAUAUCUCUUGUAAAAUAAAUAUGUCAUGCAAUCAUCCAAGUUAAAUGUUUUGUGAAAUAUUUUCAAAAAUUCUGAAGUUUCUUCAGCUGUGAAAUUACAUAUGUAUAUCAUGUUCCUGGGUAUGUAAAAAUUCCAUCCUGUGUAGUUCUACCUUGAAAACACCCCAGCAAACCAACGUACAUGCAGCUAAACACUACAUAUGAUGAAGGGUUUUAACGUUUUACAGUGUUAUUGGACCAAACUUUGUUUCCAUCUUUCUAUAGGAAUGCUGUUGGAAUGCUGUGAAGUAUCUAUUGAAUAUAACAUUUCUGGCAAAAAAAAAUGUUGUCAGUGGUUUAAAAAAAAAAGUAAAAAAAAAAAAAAAAAUCAACAUUGUUUUGUGCACUUUAUUGAUCAACUAUGUGAGUGCUCAGUGUAAGUGCAUUGUUCAUUUGGACAGUUCUUGGGGUUAUUUGACCAUCAUUAUCUUAGGUGCUUGUUUGAUUUGUGCCCAUUUUUCAAUAAAUCUCCUUUUGCUGGUUCUACUUGCAGUGACAGUUUGAUAGCGUUUUGCACUGAAUUUAAAGAUGUAGUUGUUGAUUCAGCCUUAGUAAAUUAAAUUGUUUGACUAUGGGGUGUUACAUUUUGUGCACAGAACAUUUAACCUUUAUAAGUGACCCUAUUGGUACAUUAGACUUUCUUAAUCGCCCAGUUUCUUAACAGUUUUUAGUGUACUCUUCAUUCGCUUAGAAAAAUGUCUGUUUGCAAGAAGUUGUAGGACAGCUACACAUUUGAAGUAGUUGAGUUAUUGCAUGAUAACAUACAUAUAUGUUUCCCAGCCACUUUAUUAUGUAUUCACAUCUUUUAUGUAGCUAUAGAGUUGAAGAAAAAAUAGUUUUGAGGGAAUAAAUAACCCAUCAAAGGGCCCAUAAAUCUAAAAUAAAACUGGCUUCUAUACAAGCUUUUUGUAAUUUCCAGACAUAUAGUAUGUUUUAGCAGUUGUAGUUGCAUAAUGUACAUUGAGUAGAUGUAUCUUUCUAGUGGAGGCUUUAUUUAAAUCUAUAUUCUUAUCCAUUUUAUAGUCUAUGGACAAUAUUAUAGUCUAUGGACAAUAGAUGAAAGAAGCAGGUUGUGAAACCUACAAAAGCAAGUUUCUCUGCAGAGUUGCAGAUCUUCCUCUUCAGGAUAUCCAGCAGUGCUCAUAGUUAAAGGUUCUCCACAUUAUAGAGCAGCUGAGAAUGACUGGCUUAGGUUGUUUGGAUAUAUUUGAAGAAAAUAACUUUUAAAUUCCAGCCAUGUCUAAAAAUAAGAGUUUCUGGUGUUUCUGGAGAGAUUAUAUUCCAAUAGGGAAUUGUCUUGGAACCUCACUGCAGAAAAUAAAAAAUAAGAAAAGUGGGCUUACUAGCUCUGCCUGCUCCACCCGUGACCCUCAUUAGACCCAAUUGAUGGAAGAAAAGUUUCUAAGAGUAAAAA
Molecule: messenger RNA, 3460 nt
Organism: Rana temporaria (common frog)
Lineage: Eukaryota; Metazoa; Chordata; Amphibia; Anura; Ranidae
Gene: GPM6A
Product: glycoprotein M6A
Exons: 7
Coding region: 378-1214 (278 amino acids)
Biological process (GO): neuron projection development
Cellular component (GO): neuronal cell body; axonal growth cone; filopodium
Source: RefSeq, a predicted model, not a curated record